GGGCACUUCAGAAGACCUCGAAUUCCUGUGUAGGAAAUUUUGCCACCAUCUUAGCUUUGUGAAUCAUAGGCUAGUGUUUAUGAGUGUAAUGGGAGUGACGAUGCUUUGUUCAUUGACGAAAUAAACAACGACAUCUUGAACGCUGAAGUGUUAAGAGCAUUUCAAAGACGUUAGGGAACAAAAAAUGGCAAUUACUUGAGCAUUCGUUUGGAAAUUUAUUGAUGUUUUGGUUGGUGAGGGUAUGAAACACUGUGUAGGCCUCCAGUAGAAUAUACUUAAGAUGGAGCUGUACAUUGAAACAUUAACGGGAACCUUUUUUGAGUUGCGAGUGUCACCAUUUGAAACAAUUAUGUCAGUGAAGGCAAAGAUUCAAAGACUAGAAGGAAUUCCAAUUGGACAGCAGCAUUUAAUAUGGCAGUCCAUGGAGUUAGAGGAUGACUACUGUCUUCAUGACUACAGCAUUCAUGAUGGUGCAACCUUAAAACUAGUCCUAGCUAUGCGUGGAGGUCCAAUAAAUACAAGAAGAAUUCCCAUGGAAGACCCGACAUUAAGAGAAAUGGCAGAAUAUGUAGAAGCAAAUAGAGAUGAAAUCUGGGAGAAAAUUCCAGGGAAUCGACAAGUCACUCUGCUUGUCUUCAGGGAAGGUGACCAGCUGAACUUCUUUCGUGUGGUUGAUCGAGGGGAUGGCACUCUUACCCCACUCUCUGAAUCUUUAAGUGGGGCCUCCAUGUACAAUUUCGAUGACCAAGAGGAGGAAGAAGAGGCCCCUCCAAAGGAGAAACUUGAGGAAAAUGAACAGCUCAAGGAAAAAAUGAAGCAGCUUCGUGGGAAGAUGGAAAAACUUACCCUUACUAAAAAGCCUAAGAAAAAGAUCUUACGACCUCCCUCAUCAGAACAUUCCAGCAGUAGCCGCGGUGCCAGACGUCGACAGCUUCCAAGCUCCGGAAGAACCUUAACUCAUAACCUCAAUAGAAAUUUUUGUCUGCCACCUGUCGGCCAUCAUUCAACAUAUUCUCAAGAGGAACAGCCAGCCACAAUAGAAAUCAGCAACAAAGACGAUAUGAUCUCUGGUGGCGUAAUGGGUCAAAACAUGGCUGCUAGCCUAAACCACAACAUAGGAAGUGGUUUGUUAAAUUAUAACGAACUUGAAACUACUUCUGAACACAAUACUAGCCAUAGUGCCAAAUCAUCCCGCAGUAGGAGUCGCCAAAUGAUGGCGGAGAAUACAGAACUCAGUGCUAGCCGACUAGGCAUUUUAUCCAGUGUUAAGGAGGAUAGUAGCGUUGUACAUGAAUCUGAACUCGCCACAGAGUGGAGGGAGGGCAUAAAAUCAGCUGAAGGAGAGGAUAGUGAGAAUGUUAAAUCUGAUUUACUUAGUUCUAAUACCCCUUCCUCAAAAUUGAGAGACCUACAUAGAUUAAGCAGUUUACAAGAAAAUGUCACGAAAAAGAAAGAUAUGACUCUAGAAAAUUAUAAGGAUACUCUUCAACCUCCUUCAUCUUCCAAAACAAAACAAAAAAUGAAAGGGGAUCUUACUAUAGAAAACCUAAAGGAAGUCUUGGGCCGUCCUCAAGCAUCCAAUAAAGAUCUGACUUUCGAAAGUCUUCAGGAAUCUCUAGGAAGACCAACCACCUCUUCACGUUUUAAGGGCUUGGAACGAAGAAAGGAAUUUACCUUGGAAAGUCUUAGCACCAGUGAAGCUCGAGCUAUGUCAGGACUACUCAGACAGGCAUCCCUUGAAAAAAUAGGAUCUUCUCGAAUCGGCAACUUUGUGCCAAGUGGUAGCAAAUCACGCUUAGGAAAUUAUGCACUUGGGAAUACAAGUCAGGAGGGGAGAAUUAUUUCUCCAGAGGAACGAUUGCUGUCUGCCCAUCUACAGAGGGUGAACAGUCGCGAUGGGAGGAUGCUGUCCCCCUCACAUCGACUCCCCCCUGUUAAAUCCAAAAAGAAGGCAGCCAAGCGGUGCUUUGUAUGUGGCAAGAAAACAGGGCUUGCUACCAGCUAUAUCUGCAGAUGUGGAAACAACUUCUGUGCCACACAUCGUUAUGCGGAGUCUCAUGAUUGCACAUUUGACUAUAAAACGGAGGGACGCAAGCUCUUGGAACAAAGUAACCCAGUGGUCAGUGCUCCUAAGUUACCCAAAAUCUAACUCAGGAACCUUACACUAGGAAAUGGCUGUGAACAUUGUCUGUUUUUGUGUGCUCUUUCAGUGUCCAGAAGAAAAUCUUGUGUUGGAACACACCGAGUUAAUUUCUGUUUUGUUUUGGAAUGACUUUUAGCAUUGUACUUUUAAUUUCUAUCAAUAGUUGAAGUGCAUUUUGAUUCAAGGUAUCAAUAGAGUUUUAUUUUUUGUGAAUUAUAUUCAUCAACUAACUGGUUGUUAUUUUUGCCGAGGGAAGUUUGUUCUAGUUUUGUCUCAAUAAUGGUAUCUAUACAAGUCCUAUAGUUUAAUGGUAUUUAUACAAUGCCUUAUAUUGUAAUUUGCUAAUAGUGUAUUAAAAUUCUGUAUUAAUGGACCAAGUUUGGGAUUGUCAAUGCCAUGUAUUAAACAUAUAUAUGUAGCCAGCAUAGAACAAAUGGUUUACAUUUAUGUUGUUGUGUUAACUCAUAACAACAGAAAUAUUUGAUAUUGAUUGCAUCAAUUAAUAAUGAUGGGUGCAUGAUUUACCUUCAAUAUUGAAGGUGUUUCACAUGUACUGGGGUAUUUUUAAGCAUCUACAUACUGGUAUGCUUUUUUAUUUCCCUGAAUGUUUACUGUUUGUCAAUUUUUUAUAUUUUUUUUUCACUCUUAAUAGUAUUGAGUUGAGGAAGAUUUUAAAUGCUAGUCUGGGUUGAGAAAUCAGUGUAUGGAAAAACCUCAUGUUUGGUUUUCUGGUGUUUUUGUUGGGGUGGGGGGUGGGGUGUUCCCCUAAAAAUAUUGUGAUAGAUAUUUUUCAGAUGUCUUUCAUUUGGUCGAUGUUGAGUGGGAUGUCAUUUUUUAUGUAAUUUCUGCUGAGAAUGUGUCGGUUGAGAUGCCUUAGAGUAAGAUCCCAGUUUCAUGGGAUAUUUUAAUUGUCAAAUUUUAAAAAAAAUUUUUUUUUUUUUUUUUUUGUUUGUGAAUUUUAAGUUUCAUAUUUGAACUGUUUUGAACUACAUGUAAACUUUUUGUGUUAGAAUUGUACAAGGAUUUUUCAUCAUUUGAGCACUUGUUAAUGACAAUAACCAGUUGGUUUUUCACCUGUUUAAUUGAGAAUUUUACAUUCAUUUCCUAAUUUUUACACACAAUUUUGAAUGUCACCGUGAUGUUUCACAAACUUUAAAUCUACACUGGUCAGCAAUUUAUUUUCAAUGUCUGACUGUUAACUGUAAGUGAAUGGCUAUGCAGAAACCCCAAAGAAAAUUUUUUAUGUGAUAGUCUGAUAGAUUUUUUUUUUAACACUGUAAGCCUAUUAUAAAUUCAUGAAAUAUGUCAAUUUCAUGAAAAUCGAUGAAAGAGUUUCUGGGCAUUUUAAUUUUCUAACGUGAAAACAAUGAGAACCACAGUGCCUAUUUCAACCAAACUUGGCACAAAGCAUUUUUGGGUGAAGGGGUUUCAAUUUUGUUAAUUUGAAAGACCACACCCCUUUUGCCAAAGGGGAGAUAAUUAAACAAAAGUAAAAGUAGAUUUUUUUUUACAUCUUCUCAAGAACUGCCAAAUUUAAAGAGUCACAAUUUGAAUAGAAGCAGGCUUCCAUAAAAGUUGGUUCAAAUCAUUAUCCCCAGAGUCUGGGGCAGGGGGUGGGGCUACAUAAGAAUAUACAGUGGACUCUGUUUACAUUGUAAUGUAGGAGACACAAAUUCAUUAUAGCCGUCAUUGUAUCUAUGAUUACCAAUAAUUGGAAGAUCAGCUGAUCCCACAUAGGAAAUAUACUUUGACAAGCUGAAAUUUGAAUGAUGUUGUAUAAAGUUGAAGAAUACAGAAACAUUUUGAAACCCUUUUCCAAUAUUCAUGUGGAAGGUGAUUGUCAACCUAUAACAAAGUAUUGCAGCUUUUAAUUAUUUAAUCCUUUUAUCCACAUUGUUGAUACUUAUCAUAUUUUUUCAAAGCCGUUGCUUGGAAUGUAUGAACAGUACAUUGUAAAAUCAACUGAAGUUCAAUUAUACAUGUAGCUUUAUUAGGUUUAAUUGGUGCAGCAUGGAUGUCUGUAAACACUUUCCUUUGGAUGUGUGAUCAGCUAUGGUGAUAACGGAUUUAUUGAUAUUUACUGGCAUUUUACACAAGUGGGACUGAGGUUUUACUUCAUUGUAGGUGGAAUUUCGUUUGGUAACUUCGUUGUAACCAUCAUUAUGAUCAAAGGAAUAAGAAGAAAAUUAGUCCGGACCUUUUAAUCAUUUCGUCAUAUGCGGCAUCUCGUUAUAUCAGAUUUCAUUGUAAAUGGGGGCCACUGUAUACAAAAGUUCUUUAAAAUCUUCUCAAGAUUCACAGUACAGGGUGCAGUUUGUCAAAUUGAUAUGUGAUUAUCCUCAUGUAGUGUACAUUCAAAUCUGUUCACACCAUGGCCUCUGGGUAUGUCAUACAUAGGAGUAUAUAGGAUAUGUCUUAUAAAAUCAUUUUCUCAAGAACCACAAGAAUUUUUUCAUUUGAUAUGAAAGCAUCCCCAUUAAGAUAAGGUUCAAGUUUGUUCACACCACGACACCUGGGCCAAGAUAGGGGUGUGCAGUUCUUAGGCUCUCUGAAAAUCUUCUCGAGAACCACAAUGGUACAAAAUCAAUAUGCAAGCAUCCAUGUGUAGAGUAUAUUCAAGUUUGUUCACGCUAUGACCCCUUAUUUAAUGAUGGGCUUAAAUGAUAUUUUAUGUUUUAAAUGGGAAAAUGCAGUUGGCCAAGUGGAUGGUGUUGUCCAUGAGCCUCUUGUUGGUGUACACUUAUGCUAAUUUUACUGAAAAGUGACAUGUUGUCAACAUUGAUCAUAAAUUGUAGACUGUAUGGUUAUAGCAGAAAUUCUACAAUUAUUUCAAGGUUAUAUUGCACAUAAAUGAUAUAUAAACCUUCCUAAGCACUAUCAAGAAUUUUUUAUGUUAAACCCCAAUUAGAAGUAUUUGAAAGAAAAGUUGAAUUUUAACACUAUUAAAAAAAUGUCUCUGGAAUCGUAAGAAUGCAGGAUUUUGCUCCAAUCAGCCCAGAAGCUAGUAUAUUACUUAAAAGUUUGAGACAGAAGAGUAUUUUUGAUAGUCACAUAUAUGUGUAUGAUAAUUUGUUACAAUGUGCAAGUAUUAAUCAAAGACCAUUUAUUGUUUAUAUACAGUUAGGAAAGUUGAUAUGUAGAUAACUUGGUCAUUUUCGAACUUGUACAUCAGGUAAUGAACGAUUUAGUUCAUCACUUUUAUGUUGCAGGAUUUAUUUGUUUUGAUGAUUGAACCUUCAAAUGAUACUAACUUGGUGUUGCCCAUCCCCCCCCCCCCCCCCCCUUUGUUUGUCUAUUUUUCGAAGACAUGUUCUUGCAAAGGAAAUUGUAGGUUCAUGAAAAUUACAUAGGCUAAUUGUAAAAAUGAAAUUGAAUGAUGCAAACUGUAUUCUAUAGAAAGAACAAGGGCAUAUGUGGCAAAGAAAAUCCUUUAAUGCAGAAGUACAAACAAGUAAAUCUUUAAAAAAAAAAGAUGUAAUCAUUGAAAAUCUAUUGUUUGAUAUAAAUGCAUAUUUUUUUAUGCAUUUUUUACGUUACCCCCUAAUCACAUAGUAAAAGCAGAAAAAACAUUUCAAGUAUGAAUAUUAUAUAUUUCAACAUGAAUGGAUCAAGUCGCUGCCCUGCAAAGGUUUAAGCCAUCAGAAAACCCUGAUAACAAAUUUGAAUGAUUUUUUAAAAAUCAAGACUUGGUCCAUUUUAUUCAAAAAUACUUGUAACCUUUUUUUUUAAGUGUGUUAACUUUGUAGCGCAGUGGUUAUUGUGAUAGAAACUUUCACUCAUUACAUAUGUCAUGAGGAAAGUUUUGAAAUCCUGCUAGAAUAGGUAUACUGUAUAACAGUAUUUUCUGUGGUUAUCCAUGUUUUUGCAGAUAAGAAAAAUCUGCAAAAAUUAUAAUCUCAAAAUAUAAAUAAAAAUACAUUUAUGUAUAUAGGUAUACCUUACACCUGCAGAAUUUGACAAGAAGAAAUUAUUAUUUCUUGUCGUCUUAAUAUUAAGUAAAUCUUUUAGUAAAUCACAACUUUGUUCUUGAAAUAGUGAAUGAAUUUUUUUCAUGAGCCUCCAUCAAGUGUGCAGAACACUUGCAGUUAUGCCCCUUUUUCUACAGUAUACAGUGUGUAUUUUAACAGUUUGGAUCAUUUAGUCUAUGUUUGUCAGUGAAGUGGUGUAUCAUUUUGACCAAGUUAGGAUUUGGUUGCCUUGAAAUUAUUGUAGAAUGGAUGUAUAAUCAAAGAAGAUAACAAUAUCUGGUUUCACUUUCUCAUAGCAUCAGUAAUCAUGUCAAUAGAUUAAACUUUUUAUCUUUUUAUAAAGGUGAAAUAGAAUUUAUGAAUUUUUCAUUGAAGUGAGGUAGUGAAGAUAAUUUUUUUCUCAUCAAGGGAAGAUAUGUUAGCACCAAUGUUUUUUUUUUUUAACCGUAAUCAUUUAAUACAUGUUUUGUUUGUAUGCAUAUAUUGUUAUAUGCAUUUGGUGUAUAUUGUGCACAGUUAAAUGAGUGUGGAUAAAAAUGAAAAUAAUAAAAAACAGUCAAUACA
Messenger RNA from Ostrea edulis (European flat oyster), 6675 nucleotides. Its product is annotated as AN1-type zinc finger protein 4-like. The record is from RefSeq and is a predicted model, not a curated record. The coding region runs from base 281 to 2149 and encodes 622 amino acids. Lineage: Eukaryota; Metazoa; Mollusca; Bivalvia; Ostreida; Ostreidae. Gene Ontology annotation, molecular function: zinc ion binding; protein binding. The transcript has 7 exons.